This is a messenger RNA of Gastrolobium bilobum, 1547 nucleotides long. RefSeq names its product transcription factor TCP5-like. Bases 158 to 1270 code for a protein of 370 amino acids. Gene Ontology annotation, molecular function: sequence-specific DNA binding; DNA-binding transcription factor activity. The transcript is spliced from 2 exons. The record is from RefSeq and is a predicted model, not a curated record. Lineage: Eukaryota; Viridiplantae; Streptophyta; Magnoliopsida; Fabales; Fabaceae. Gene Ontology annotation, cellular component: nucleus.
AAGCACAGAACAGAAUAACCAGAUAGCUAGCAUCCGGAAUUUUCUCUAUCAUGUAAGUUGGAGCUUUGAUCUCAAUUCUAACAGGGUGGUUGCUUGCAGCAUCAUAGAUUGAAGAGAAAAGUAAUUGAAGGAGACAAAUGUUGAGAUAAGUAAGACGAUGAUGGCGAGUUCAAGAGAAGGUUAUCAAGCAAAGCAAGAGGGUGAUACCAUUAAUUUUGAGAAAUUCUCCAAGGCAUCUUCAACUUCAAGACAUUGGUCAGGGUUCAGAAAUCCAAGAAUUGUGCGAGUAUCACGUUCUUUUGGAGGAAAAGAUAGGCACAGCAAGGUUUGCACCAUAAGAGGACUAAGGGAUCGAAGGAUUAGGCUCUCAGUACCCACAGCAAUUCAGUUAUAUGAUCUUCAAGACAAGCUUGGUCUUAGCCAACCAAGCAAGGUGAUAGAUUGGUUGAUUGAGGCAACUAAAUUUGACAUUGAUAAGCUUCCUCCACUUCAAUUUCCUCAGGGUUUUUCUCAAUUUCAUCAACAAACCCUACUUCCUUUUCAUGGAUCAACUGUCUCUGAUCUUUCUCUUGGACCCUUUUAUGAUGCUAAUUCCUCAUUUAUGAGGGAUGGGGGAACUCAAAAUCUCAUGGCAAAGUCAAGGUAUUGGGAUAUAGAUUCAAUAUCAAGACUAAAAGGCAAGGAAGUUGAAAGAGGGUACCAUGUCUCUGAAAAAGAAAAGUGGAUGAAAACAAAUGAGCAAGAAAAUCAAGAUGGAGUUGGAGGUUACAAUAGCCAGGUUUCAACUCAGAAGCUUUUCCCCAUGGGUGGUGCUCACUCUUCUUUACCUGGUUUACUAAACAAUACCAUGGCAUAUAACUCCUACCAUUCUGAACCUUCUAGUCUAUCUUUAUCCCCAUUUGGAAGCCAUAGUGAGUUGUUUCCUUCUCAGGUAGAUCCCCAUCCAAGUAGUGGCAGUGGUGUACAAUUUCCAUCUUCUUUGCCGGUACCAUCAGGUUCUCAAUUAUUUUUUGGUACAUCUUCUGCUGCACCAUCACUCUUUACUCCAUAUGCUCCAUUUAUGGCCACCUCAGUGGAAAAUGAUCCAAGACAAUUCAACCAUAUUCAGUUCUUAAACUCGAGUUCUCAAGCCUUGCCUCAUCCUCUCAUUUCAUCUCUUCACUCAUUCAAUUCACAUGUCAGACCCUAUUCAGCACCAUUUAGUUCCAAGCUUUUGGAUUCAGAUAAUAACAAUCUUAGCCAACCAGAUAAGGGUAGUACUCCUUCUUGAAGCUCCUCUCAUCAUCAUCAUUGUUCCUUAGUUCCAUAGAUAUGUUACAUUAUUGGUUCUAUGCCUCAAUGUUGUGCAAAAAGGAUGUGAGCAAGGAUUAAUGGGUGCUUCGUGAGGAUUCUUCAUAGAAGUCCAUCUAAGAUGCUAAAGCACAUUAUAUAUUAUACACUCUCAGCCAAGGUGAGUACAUGCACGUUUGUAAGUAUGGCAAUGCUAUACAUAUGAGACAUAUUUGUGUUUGAAUCUUUGUGGUUUUAGCUAUACGUACCUUGUUGAC